UCAGAGCUUUCAUGGGGCGUAGAAGCUCCUCCUGGGAAAGAGCUGUCUCUGGCUCUGAAGUGAGAUGAAGUGCCCUUUAUCCACAGUCCCACAGUUCCCCGAGCCAUCUGGCCGCGACCCUGCACACUGUGAGGUCGCUGCCUUAUUUCUUGUCUGUCUUCCCCCAUCCUAAGGCUCCCAGAGAGCCAAACUAUGUUCUUCCUGCAUCCCCGGCAGAGCACACUGGACCAGGGCCUGCGAUGCCGAAGGCAGGUCCCCACACAAGGAAGGCGUCUGGGUAAGAUACAGGUGCAGCUGGCUGGAAUUAGGGACACCAAGAUUCCCCCAGGCCUCCUAAGCGCUAGGGGGCGCUGGAGACGCUCCGCCUGGGCCUCCCGGGACCGCCGUCGCUAGCCCCACGGCGCGAUGGGCUCCGAGGCGGCCCAGCUGCUGGAGGCAGCAGACUUCGCGGCUCGCAAGCACCGACUGCAGCGACGAAAGGAUCCCGAAGGGACUCCCUACAUCAACCACCCCAUCGGUGUGGCUCGGAUCCUGACCCAUGAGGCGGGAAUCACUGACACGGUGGUGCUGCAGGUGCGGCGCCUGGUGGAGGAAGUGACAGAUGAUAAGACACUGCCCAAGCUGGAGAGAAAGCGGCUGCAGGUGGAGCGGGCGCCCCACAGCAGCCCCGGGGCCAAGCUGGUGAAGCUGGCAGACAAGCUGUAUAAUCUGAGGGACCUGAAUCGCUGCGCCCCAGAGGGAUGGUCAGAACAGCGGGUCCAGGAGUACUUCGAGUGGGCAGCACAGGUGGUCAAGGGGCUUCAGGGAACAAACCAGCAGCUGGAAGAGGCUCUGAAGCAGCUAUUCAGGGAGCGGGGGCUGACACUCUGAGCAGUGCUUGCCACCCCCAGAGUGGCACAGAUGCCAACCGGGCCCAGGCCAGGCGGAGCUCAUUCUCCAACCUUGUGGUGCCUCCUCCUGACCUCCUUCUGUCCUUCACUCAGGCCAAAGACACUUCCAUUUCCUCACACGGAAGGUCUCCCACCAACUAAACUGAGCCCCAGCUGUGGGAAUCGGAUGUGCCCCAUUCAUUUCCGGUGUACUCACUGCCUCUCCCCAAGUCGUGGGUCUGUUUGCUGGUUUUGCAUGGUGGGGUCUCUGGCUCCUCAAAGACUUGGGCUUGUAUAACAUAGUUUAUGAAUCAUUGUGGAAAAUAAAGCAUUUGGGGUAAAAGCUGAGGUUGUCACUGCUCUUCAUCCAGCGUGAAUGGGGGGCUGGUAGGCUG
Messenger RNA from Tupaia belangeri chinensis (Chinese tree shrew), 1264 nucleotides. It is a transcript of the gene HDDC3, whose product is annotated as HD domain containing 3. Gene Ontology annotation, molecular function: guanosine-3',5'-bis(diphosphate) 3'-diphosphatase activity. Lineage: Eukaryota; Metazoa; Chordata; Mammalia; Scandentia; Tupaiidae. The transcript has 4 exons. The record is from RefSeq and is a predicted model, not a curated record. Bases 406 to 870 code for a protein of 154 amino acids.